CCUAGACUAACCCCUUCCGCCAAUGUCACCAUGACCACUGCCAUGGCCAAUGGCAUAGAAGAGGGAGUGCCACGUGCCUCGACCUCAUCACUCUCUCCGUCAUCUUCCUUUAAUGCCGGGAGGGGGGCGCUGGCCUCUGCUGAUGAUGCACACGACCUGGCUGCCGCGACAGCCGAUAUCCAAGCACUGCUGUCCUCCUCAAAGUUCAACGACCUCAGGACACUCGUCGAUGCUGCCCUGCAAGACUCCGAGCGGGCAAAAGUGGACCAAAGAGAAGUGUUCCUCUCACAUGCACCCACCCUUCUCUCCCUCGAUGCCGAGCUGGAGUCUUCCAUAUCCUCCCUCGAUCACCUCUCCGUCUUCCUCACUACCUUUUCGAACGACCUUGGGCUAGUCUCAUCGCAGAUCUCAAGCCUCGAGGAGAAGAGUAAGAGGAUUGAAGAGGAGCUCAAGGUGAAGAGGGCAUUACAAGCUCCACUCGAGAGGAUGCUCAAGGGAGGACUGGUUCUUGACCCAAGAGUCGUAGAGAAGAUCUUUGAGACGGAGCCGGACAGGUCAUGGGUAGAGGCUGUGAGGGAGCUGGAGAGGUCGCUAGAGGCCACCAGGAAGCCACUCGACCAGCUUGCUGCUGUAACGCCUACGUCCGCUGCUGGUCCGGGAGCCAGGAGCGCAAGGCGGUUCACAUUGACUCAAAGGACGUCUUCGGCUUACGAGGCAAAGCCGCCCAGCGACGAGGAGAGCAGCUUCAAGGCGCUGCACGAGGCCAGAGAAGUGGUAGAGGCGACCAAAGUAAUGGCUGCCUCCAAGAUCCGAGCUUAUCUCGUGUCUCCCUUCAACCUCCUCAAAUUAUCCGUCUCUACCAACCUACAGGUGCUUCAGACUUCCAUUCUCCUCCCCCACCAUCAACCCCUCUAUGCCUUUCUUGCGAGACAAAUGCCUCGAGUCGCGAUAGAUGUACAACGUGCUUACGUGUCAGCCGCACGAUUGUAUUUUGAAACUGGAUUCCGGAGAUAUGCUAGGUCUCUCACGCAAGUCGGAAAGAGAGGCUUCGCCGAUUCCGGAGGCGAGGGUGGCAUCGCAGACGUGGGAGGGGGACUUUUCGGCGGAGCAAAGAGUGAUAAAGACGUCUGGAUGACGGACCCUUCUAGGCUAGAGUAUGCCAAGGUCGCCGGACCAGGAGUGACCCUGGGGUACAUGGGAGAUGACGCAGCACACAAGGAGCCGCCCGAAGCUCUCUAUCGCUCCCUCGCCCUCGUCUUCUUCGACAAUGCUUGCUCGGAGUACACCUUCAUCGUAAGAUACUUUGAGACUCUGGUCUCCUCGCAGCGCCACCAUCAAGUCACAGGGCGACACAGCUCUGCGCGUAGGAGCUCAAGGGCGGCUGGAAGUGAAGGUAUAAUGAGCCCGACGGGUAGCAUACCUCCCACACCCAUCACCGAGUGGGAGGAAGGCGACACUUUCAGGACACAGGAUGACGACGGCCCUGCACCCUCUGACUCUGCAUCAGUAGCAGGUGGUCAGCUUCCGCUGCACUUGCGCGAGUCUGCAGGCCUCGGCGUCAUCUCCGAGGCCUCGACACCAACAUUCGAUGACGAGGAUGGAGACGAUGAGCAUCACAAGGGCGACUUGGUCCAACUGUCAAAGGCUGAGCAGUCCGCACUCAAGGGUCGGGGAGCCGCAGACGAAAUUUUCAAGAAGAUCUUCGAGCCAGUGACGGGCACAUGGCUGGCCUUCUCACGUUCUCUGCUCACUUCGACGACGCCUCUGCCCCUGAUGUCAUUGCUGUGUAUGAUACAGUUAACGGAUCAUCUACUCGACCUGAGCUCCGUCAGAGGCGCUGCCAGUGUCCUUACGGGACCUCUGCUGCAAUUCAAGAUGGAAGCCUGGCCACUCUUUCAACGAAGAUUUCAAGACGAAAUCGAAGCUGUGCUGCGUCUGGCGGGCGAGGAGCCCAGUAGCGGAAGCAGUGGCGGCGGUGCUGCUGCAGGGGGCUACAAGAUGAUGCAGGGAUGGAUGAACUCUGCUUCUGCCACCUUGUCGGGCGGAAGGUCGACGUCUGUGACAGAAGAGGGGCUGCUGCUGAUUGCGACAAGGUAUGGCAGCCUCUACUCUCAGGUGGCUCAGUUGACGCAUGUGGCAAGGCUGCCCGAGACCCUUGGCGCUGGCGUCAAUCGUCCAAGCAAUGGCGGCGGCAGCCUUCAUCCGCUCUCUGCUUCGACCUCGACAGUGCAAUCAUCAACAGAUGAAGAGUCCUCGUCCUCUUUGAUGCUCUUCUCCUCGCUGCUUCGCCUACGCAAUGCCCUGGAAAAGCUCCUGGACAAGAAGUCGGUAGAGAUGAGAAAGUCUGCAGGAGGCGAAGCAGCUGCGAGGCGCUUGAAAGCCGGUGUGGGCGCGAGAGUCAAGGUGAGCUUAGAAAAGGGGCCGGGGAGCAUCUCUCUGCAGAGGAUCCAGAGUGAGAUGAGCUUCUGGAGCGAAGUGGUCAGAAAGGCCGGGUGA
This is a messenger RNA of Microstroma glucosiphilum, 2496 nucleotides long. RefSeq lists its product as hypothetical. Gene Ontology annotation, cellular component: GARP complex. Lineage: Eukaryota; Fungi; Basidiomycota; Exobasidiomycetes; Microstromatales; Microstromataceae. Gene Ontology annotation, molecular function: syntaxin binding. Bases 31 to 2496 code for a protein of 821 amino acids. Gene Ontology annotation, biological process: endocytic recycling; retrograde transport, endosome to Golgi; Golgi to vacuole transport. The record is from RefSeq and is a predicted model, not a curated record. The transcript has 4 exons.